AUGUCUUAUCAACUCUCUUUUUUUUUCUCCCUGGCGUUUUCUUCCUUUCUCGUAAAUUUUGCCGCCUGCGAGCAGCCGGAUUGCCUCGUUAAAAUCGAGCACUUUACCUUUAAACCCAUAUACGGCUGCGCCUCACUUGCCAAGGAAACCUUCGCCAAGCAAACUAAUGCUACGCUCUCCCUCAGGUGCUCAGGCUACUCCGGAAUUCAGAUAAAUAAUACUCAGACAAUGAAGAAAAGAAGGAAAAGAGAAGUCAAAACAGAUAAAUGCCUAGAACAAGUCUCAUAUUUGAUAGAACUGUGGAGACGUUUCAGCCGCAUUUCAUAG
Molecule: messenger RNA, 327 nt
Organism: Globicephala melas (long-finned pilot whale)
Lineage: Eukaryota; Metazoa; Chordata; Mammalia; Artiodactyla; Delphinidae
Gene: TSLP
Product: thymic stromal lymphopoietin
Biological process (GO): positive regulation of interleukin-13 production; positive regulation of interleukin-6 production; positive regulation of inflammatory response
Cellular component (GO): extracellular region
Molecular function (GO): interleukin-7 receptor binding; cytokine activity
Source: RefSeq, a predicted model, not a curated record